AUGACGGGAGAACACUUGCAGACGCUGCUGGACGACGAGCACUGCUGCGACCUCCUGCACCACGCUGCCACGCUCCUUGCGAGGGCGGAAAUCCCUGGCCCCGCCAUCCUGGAAGAACACCGCCGCUUGCUCGCGAGGAUACCACAUGUCGGGGACCUGCAAUUCUCGUGGCUCCUGCUCAGCCUGUGCGCCAACCCCCGGGCCAACUUCUUCCUGAGGGCGCUGGCUCCCGAGGACACGGCCGCCUUCGCCGCAGCGCACGACGACAACCUGGCCAACGCGCUCGCCGACUCGCUGGAACUCCCGCAAGAAGCUAUGCUCCGCGAACGCUGCCCCGAGCUCACAAACCAGAUCUGCGCUGCACUGAGCGAGCUGGACCGGGGCCCGCUGCCGGCCGCUCCCGGGUGCUUACAACAAGCCAGCACGGCAAAGGAGCACCUCUCGGCGCACGGCUUCGCCGCGCCCAACGGGCACGAUCUUGCGCAGAGCGCCCGGCCACCGCCGACGCACGAGCGGGAGCAUGGCGAAUGGGCGCACGGCUGGCAGUUCUGGGCCGCCAGAGUCUUGGAGAACACAGCCCGACAGCAGCUCCUCAACGCCUCCACGCCGCCGGACCGCGCCCUCCUCCGGGCAGGGGUGCUCAAGAAGAGAUCCGCCCCAUUCGAGAAAGCGGCUGCACGUAUCUGCCGCGAGGCCGGGGGCCGAGUCGCAGAGAAGCAGCUCCUGCGAGACCUCAACGUGGACGGCGUCGACCCCCGCGACGGGCGCAAGAUCGAGGUCAUCGCGAACGGCCUGCCGCUCUGGGGAGGGGCGCAGCUGGCGAUUGACGCGACCCUGGUGUCGCCAGUCCGCACCGACGGCACCGCGCAGCCCAGAGCCGCGGACGAGGACGGAGUCCAGCUCGCGGUCGCGCGGGGCCGGAAGGAAGCGACCUACCCCGAGCUCAUCGGGUCAAGGAGAUGCCGAUUGGUUGUGCUGGGCUUGGAAGUCGGCGGCAGGUGGUCCGAGGAGGCCCUGACCUUCGUCCGGCUGCUCGCCAGGACCAGAGCCCGCAACGCGCCGCAGCGACUCCGAGCGUCGGCGCGGGCGGCGUACCUACACCGCUGGACAGGCUUGGCUGCGGUCGCGGCCCAGAGGGCGUUCGCGGCCACGCUGCUGGAGUUGCCGCCGCACACCCUGGCCGUCGACGGGGACGAGCCGCACCUCGCCGACCUCCUGGCGGACGCCCGCUACACGGAGACGCCGGCCCCUAGCCGACUGCCGCCGUGUUUCUGA
Prorocentrum cordatum is the source of this 1275-nucleotide messenger RNA. The record is from the annotation of a GenBank genome assembly. NCBI's taxonomy places the organism in Eukaryota, Dinophyceae, Prorocentrales, Prorocentraceae.